Apaloderma vittatum (bar-tailed trogon) is the source of this 2280-nucleotide messenger RNA. RefSeq names its product melanoma inhibitory activity family, member 3 (gene MIA3). The transcript is spliced from 23 exons. The coding region runs from base 1 to 2280 and encodes 759 amino acids. Gene Ontology annotation, biological process: endoplasmic reticulum to Golgi vesicle-mediated transport; vesicle cargo loading; protein secretion. Gene Ontology annotation, cellular component: endoplasmic reticulum exit site; endoplasmic reticulum membrane. The record is from RefSeq and is a predicted model, not a curated record. NCBI's taxonomy places the organism in Eukaryota, Metazoa, Chordata, Aves, Trogoniformes, Trogonidae.
AUGUCCCUGUCGGCCUCUUUGGUUGCUGCCCUGCCUGAGGAAAUUCGUCCUGGGCCUGAUUUCCAUGGAAUUCCAUGGGAGCCUGUUAUUGUCACUGCCUUAGUGGGAAUUGCCACACUUGCCAUAAUUUUUUGGAGAACCUGCCUUUCAGUAAAGAGUAGAAUGUAUCAAGUGACUGAAAAGCAACUUGCUGAAAAGAUUAAGAACCUUCUGCAAGAAAGAGCAGAGAUCUUAGAAAAGAUGACAGAAUAUGAUCAAAAGAUAAAGGAAGCAAAGGAAUCUGUGAAGGUGGUGCAGGAACAAAAAGACAUUCUCUCUGAUGAAACUGCAGGGCUUAAGGACACUGUCAAAGGACGUGAAGAAGCAAAUCGUCUGCUAGCUGACAAAGUAAAAAGUCUGCAUGCAAUGAUUGAAACAGAGAGAAAAAAGAAAGAGAAGAAACAGAAUAAGAUUUCUGAAACCCGGAAGUCCAUGAAGAAACUUCAAGAGGCUGUCAUUGUGCAUUCUGUAGAGCUUUCAGAGAUGCAGAUAGCCCUUAAUGAAGUUAAGUUAAGUGAAGAAAAGGUGAAAUCUGAACUUCAUCACGUGCAGGAAGAGAAUGCUAGGCUGAAAAAGAGCAAAGAGCAACUGCUAAAAGAAGCUGAAGGUUGGAGUGAGAGGCAUACUGAGCUCAGUGAGCAGAUCAAACUGUAUCAGAAAUCGCAGAAAGACCUAGAAGAAGCACUUGCCUACAAGGAAAGUGAAAUCAAAGUCUUAACUAACUGCAUUAUGCAGCUGAAGCAGCUCGACAUGGAUUCUGAGGCCAAGAAGGAUGGCGAAGGGUGUGAAUGGAGCGCGGGAGGUGAUCGGGCCAAUGGAGAGGUGCCAGAUAAUAAGAGUGAGAAGAUGAAGACUCAGAUUAAGCAAAUGAUGGAUGUCUCAAGGGUAAAAACUAUGUUAUCCAUAGCUGAAGAAGACAGAAAUCUUCUGCAAUCCAAACUGAGUGAUGAAGUAAAAGCAAGACAUGAGCUAGAAGAGCAGAUAAAAAAAUUGGAACACGACUCCUGUUCGCUCCAGUCGGCCAAGGCUCGACUAGAAAAUGAAUGCAAAUCACUGCAGCAGAAAGUGGAGAUUCUUGGUGAACUCUACCGGGAGAAGGAGAUGGCGCUCCAGAAAAAGCUAACCCAGGAAGAGUAUGAGCGUCAGGAGAAGGAGCAGAAAUUGUCUGCUGCAGAUGAAAAAGCUGUGCUUGCCAUCGAAGAAGUGAAAGUUUACAAGCAAAGGAUCCAAGAUAUGGAAGAAGAAUUGCAAAAAACAGAGAGAUCUUAUAAAAAACAGAUUGCUGCUCAUGAGAAAAAGGCACAUGACAAUUGGCUUAUUGCCCGCUCUGCUGAGAGAGCUCUAGCUGAAGAAAAAAGAGAAGUAGCCAAUCUGAGACAGAAAUUAAUAGAAGUAAACCAAAAAAUUGUUAUGCAUCAAAGACCAUUAAUUGUAAAGCCGACUCCAGGCAGACCUGAUCGCCAAGUCCCACCGCGACGAGAGCCCUUAAGCAGAGAUGGCUCUUUUGGUCCAUCACCUGUGGGUGGAGGAAAUCCAUCCCCCACACAGAUGAUAGAAGUUCCUCCUUGGCCCCUUUCUGCACCUCGAAGGGAAGGCUCAAGAGGUGAAUUUGGUACAGUGGUAGAUGGGCCCCCAGUUCCACGAGGGCCACCUGAGUUACCUGGAAGGAUGUCUGUUUCUGAUCUCAGGCCUGCUGUCGCAUCCUCGAUCAGUAGUAGGCCAAGAACCUCCUCCCCUUCCACAGCCGUGGAUGGAGUGGCUAAUACUAGUCCCAAAGGCCCACCUUCUUUCCCUGGGACACCUACCAUGACCUCCCCAGUGAUGGGACCUCCACCACCUGUUCGCUACGGACCGCUGCCAGCUCCUCUCCGUGGGCACUUUGGGCCUCGACCUCUUCCAGUGCCCUCAGUUCAUGGUGCUCCCUUGCCACUUCCAGAUGCAAGAGAUUUCUUACCUGGCCCACCCUUAGGAAUGAGAGAUCUGCCUCCUGGCCCACUACCGCCUCCUCCAGAUCCAAGAGGCUAUGGACGUGCGCACCCUCCGAUUCGACCUCUACGUCCUCCUGGCCCAAGAGAUUAUCCUCCAGGCCCACGGCUACCCCCGCCUGGUUCAAGAGACUAUACACCUUCUCCUAGCAGAGACUUGCCUCCAGCAGGACCUAGGGACUACCCUGCGGGCCCUGCCCCGCUGCCACCACCAGGCUCAAAGGACUACACACAGCCCCCAGUGCAGAAAUCCUAA